Molecule: messenger RNA, 1464 nt
Organism: Candidozyma duobushaemuli
Lineage: Eukaryota; Fungi; Ascomycota; Pichiomycetes; Serinales; Metschnikowiaceae
Gene: LPD1
Product: dihydrolipoyl dehydrogenase
Exons: 1
Coding region: 1-1464 (487 amino acids)
Cellular component (GO): oxoglutarate dehydrogenase complex; mitochondrion
Molecular function (GO): dihydrolipoyl dehydrogenase (NADH) activity; flavin adenine dinucleotide binding
Source: RefSeq, a predicted model, not a curated record
AUGUUGAGAACUUCAGCGCCCUUGAGAGCUUUUCUCAGAUACAAUUCGUCCAAGGCUGGUCACUACGAGGCCGUGGUCAUCGGCGGUGGCCCAGGUGGCUACAUCCACGCCAUCAAGUUGGCCCAGUUGAACGUCAAAACCGCCUGUAUUGAGUCCAGAGGUGCUUUGGGUGGUACCUGUUUGAACGUUGGUUGUAUUCCUUCCAAGUCGCUUUUGAACAACACCCAGUUGUUCCACCAGGUCAAGCACGAGGCCAAGGACAGAGGCAUUGACCUCCCAGGUGAGGCCUCCAUCAACGUGGCCAACUUGCAGGCUGCUAAGGACAAGUCCGUCAAGGGCUUGACUCUGGGUGUGGAGAUGCUUUUCAAGAAGAACGGCGUGACCUACUUGAAGGGUCACGGUGCUUUUAAGGACGAGAAGACCUUGACCGUGAAGCCAAUCGAUGGUGCUGAGCCAUACGAGGUUACCGCUGACAACAUCACCAUUGCCACUGGUUCCGUCCCAACUCCUUUCCCAGGUAUUGAGAUCGACGAGGAGAGAAUCGUCACCUCCACCGGUGCCUUGUCCUUGAAAGAGGUGCCCAAGAAGAUGGCCAUCAUUGGUGGUGGUAUCAUCGGUUUGGAGAUGGCCUCUGUGUACUCCAGAAUCGGCUCUGAUGUGACCAUCAUUGAGUUCCAGAACGCCAUCGGUGCCGGUAUGGACGGCGAGGUUGCCAAGCAGACCCAGCGUUUGUUGCAGAAGCAGGGUCUCAAGUUCAAGUUGGGCACGAAGGUCACCAGCGGUAAGAGAGACGGCGACAAGGUCAACAUCUCCGUCGAGGAGGUCAAGUCCGGUAAGACUGAGGACUUGGAGGCUGACGUUUUGCUUGUUGCCAUUGGUAGAAAGCCAAACACCGAGGGCUUGAACCACCAGGCUGCUGGUGUUGAGGAAGACGAGAAGGGAAGAAUUGUGAUUGACUCCCAGUUCAGAACCGCCAAGCCCCACAUCAGAGCCAUUGGUGACACCACCUUUGGUGUCAUGUUGGCCCACAAGGCCGAGGAGGAGGGUGUUGCUGCUGCUGAGUACAUCAAGCACGGCCACGGUCACGUCAACUACGGUAACAUUCCAUCUGUCAUGUACACUCACCCUGAGGUUGCCUGGGUCGGUGCUUCUGAGGAGCAGUUGAAGGCUGACGGCAUCAAGUACAAGGUUGGUAAGUUCCCAUUCGUUGCUAACUCCAGAGCCAAGACCAACUUGGACACUGAUGGUUUCGUCAAGUUCCUUGCUGACGCCGAGACCCAGCGUGUUUUGGGUGUCCACAUCAUCGGUCCUAACGCCGGUGAGAUGAUUGCCGAGGGUGGUUUGGCUCUUGAGUACGGUGCUUCCACCGAGGACAUUGCCAGAACCUGCCACGCCCACCCAACCUUGUCUGAGGCCUUCAAGGAGGCUGCCUUGGCUACCUUUGACAAGCCCCUCAACGCUUAG